Molecule: messenger RNA, 3134 nt
Organism: Harpia harpyja (harpy eagle)
Lineage: Eukaryota; Metazoa; Chordata; Aves; Accipitriformes; Accipitridae
Gene: WBP2NL
Product: WBP2 N-terminal like
Exons: 8
Coding region: 860-1597 (245 amino acids)
Biological process (GO): positive regulation of DNA-templated transcription
Cellular component (GO): nucleus
Molecular function (GO): transcription coactivator activity; chromatin DNA binding
Source: RefSeq, a predicted model, not a curated record
CUGAUCAGAAUACAUAAGGAUUACUUUAGAUCUGGCCUCUUCAGGCUUGUGUUGGCUUAGGGUUUUGUGUUUUCUUUUUCCAUGUUCUUGAACCAUGAAACGCCUCAGAUUCUUCUGCCACUGUAACACUCCACAAGCUUGUCACCCCCAAGGCUUUUUUGUUUAUUCUGCAAAUUUUCUUACUAGGUAGUAUGUUUAGGAUCUGCCCUGUAGAUUCAGUGACAUGCUUGCCCAAGCUGACUCUCAUUUUUCCUGAAAAUAUAUGUAAUUUUUCAGGCACCUCCAUACCACUGACCCUGCAGUGUUCGCAGUUCUCAUCUGGCUUUGUGUCAUUAGCAAACUUUGCUAACGUUCCCAUACAUAUCCAACAAUAAUAACCUUAUUGCUGACAUUACUGGCUCCUCGUUUUGUGCCUUAGCAUGGUGCUGUUUAUUACAAACACUUAAAUCACGUGAAGCAGGGUCAGCAGUGAGGGUAUUAGUGAACCAACUUCCUCAGUUUGCACAGUGGGUGCGGUGUUAGAGCAGUGCUGUAUUCCUGUGUGGUGGCCAGUCCUGGAUUUGAGCAUGGGCACAGAGAGAGAGGCUUGCUCUGAGAUGAUACCUUGGCUUCCAGGGGGUGGUUUCAGACACCUCAACCCUUUCUGUGCCCUGACCUUUGGGCUGAGGCUUUUCUCAAGCAGAGAGAGGAAUUCCCAGUCUGGUAGUUUUGGAGACAGAAAGAGAAGCUGAUUUAAAGCUUCCCUUUGUGGAGGAGAAGCAGGGGUUUUCACAGUGUUCUCAAACAGUGUAAAGAUGUGGAGCUCUCCUUCAGUGACGUGACGGGCAAGCCUGAAGCCUUCAAAGGCACCAAGAAAGGGAUGCUGUAUCUCACUCCUUACAGGAUGAUCUUUGUGUCAAAGGGCAAGGAUCCUAUGCUGUCUUUCAUGAUGCCGUUUUAUUUGGUGAAAGGAUGCUCAAUCGAGCAGCCUGUUUUCUCUGCCAAUUACAUCAAAGGACAGAUUCAGGCGGAGGCAGGAGUUCUAAUUCUUUCUCUCCUAGGUGGCUGGGAAGGGCAGGGGACAUUUAAACUGACUUUCAACAGUGGAGGAGCUAUUGAGUUUGGACAGCUGAUGUUCAAAGCUGCGUCUAAUGCUUCCAGUGGCGUUCCUCUCCAGAACCCUGGCUAUGGCUAUACACCUGUGCCCGGAGGGUAUGCACCCGCCCCACCUGCUCCUGGGUGUUAUUCACCUGCACCAGGGGGCUAUGCUGCUCCUCCACCACCAAACGGACCGUAUCCUUAUACACCACCUCCGAUGAAUGCCUAUGGACCUGCUCCACAGCCCAUGGGAUAUCCAUAUGCCCAGACUCCAGGUAUUUACCCACCACUUCCAAACACGAACCCCAUGUAUGUGCCACCUCCUCCCCCUUACUCCGGGCCAUCUCCUGCAGGACCCUCAGCUCCCCCAGCCUGGAUGGGCCCAGGGAUGCCAGGGGGCAAUAAGGCCAUGGAAGCUGCAUCCAGUGCAUAUUACAACCCUGCCAACCCACACAAUGUGUACAUGCCCAUGGAUCAGCCACCUCCUUAUGCACCUCCUGAGGAUAAGAAGAACAACUAACAGAAGGAAAUUGCAACCAGCCUCCCACACUCUCUCUCCCUGAAGACAACUUGGCUGUUACUACCCCUCGGGUUAGCAUAUCUCUAGGUCUCCUUGUAUAUAUACAAUAUAUGUAGUGCUGGGCAGCUGAGCACCUGCCCUCCUUAAACAUUAAGUCAGUAGCAAUACAAGGCGGAACAACAGCACUUCCCUGCUUAUUUGCUUUAUAUCAUGGGGGCAAAGCACUAACCUUUUGCUCUGCCAUUGGCUUGAGGAGAGAGAUGGACUUCUUAAACCACCAGUAGACCACAUCACUAAUCUAGAACUGAAAUAUGAAGGCUCUGGGAUCUUGGAGUAGAACUCCUUGGAAUGCCAAACUUUUGACUUCUUCUGAAGCACCAUCUGAGGGGGAAGGUAUAGAGAGCCAUGAGGUUCCUUGCAUAGACCCUUGGGUGCCCCAGAAAGGUGUUAAAUAUCUUUAAAUUCUGGCACAGCUCAGUGUGAGAUGGGACUCUGGAAAUCCUGUAUUGUGCUGGAAGUGUGUUUCAUGUCCUGGACUAACAGUCAUGGUGUGAUGAACUUGGGAAGUGCAUCCUAAGACACAUGGAAGCAUUUGGCUGUGCAAGAGGGAAGGGGAUGGGCCGCAGUCAGCCUGCCUUUGUAGACAUUGAAUAGAAAAGCAAACAAAGGUGUGCUGCAGGGCAGUGAGCUGAUACUGGCAGGCUUGUGAAUCAGUCUUCCUUUCCCUCUCCCAGAAGCAGGUCCCAUAUCUGUGCAAUGAUCCUGUGUCAAGCAGCUGUUCUUCAAGCGUAAUGGAGUCAAGUGCUGCCCAGGUGGCUGCUUGCCUUGGAGCAAAAUACGUUAUGUUAGGAAGAUGACCUGGCAUUAGCCUUGUCAGGAGGCAGGUCCUGCAGCCCUCGCUCCCUCUGCUGAGCAAGCUUGUGCUGCAUGCUAGCUCCGCCGGGGACAACUGGCCUUCAUCUUCUUCCUUGGGCCGCUACAGCCAGUGCGUGUAUGCCCACACCUGAGCAGUGUGGGAGGGUAGGUGCUGUAAUACUGGGGCUGGGUUGCUUAGGGGUGCAGUGCCCUCUCUCAGCUGCGAACCACUGUCUGGUGUGGAUGUUACUAAUGCUCAGCUCUCUUGCAGAGACUGGCUGCUCAGCCUCAGCCUUUCCUUCUUCCUUAGGACAUAGUGCCAUUAAACCUGCCCUGAAGAGAGGGUCUCUAGUCUGGUAGAGACCCUUGUGAUCCUUUACAUAUGGGGUGAUUGUACUUCUUCCUACAGCCUUCCUACCUUCACAGUGAAGGGGAAGGGGUGUUUUCCCUCUUACUUCCCUGUGUGCCAGGGCUCUCCUGUAAGUCAGGCUUGCAUGAUGUGCAAGUGUGAAUUCCUGAAGCAGCCCUGCAUGGGGGGGGAAGUAAAUUUCCUUAUGUAUAAACACCUUUUAAGUCUGAGUUAGAUAUAUUCUAAUAACUCUGUAUUUAAAAAAAAAAAAUCAACCAGGAAUGUUUGUAACUUUUUGAACUGCACUUUAAUACAGGAGUGUUGAUACCUUUA